AUGACGGAGCUCGCAAAUUAUAAAAGGCUGGAAAAGGUUGGGGAAGGUACUUAUGGUGUUGUAUAUAAGGCACUUGAUUUGAGGCACGGGCAAAGAGUGGUAGCUCUUAAGAAAAUUAGACUCGAAAGCGAAGACGAAGGUGUCCCAAGCACCGCCAUUCGUGAGAUAUCUCUUUUGAAGGAGCUCAAGGAUGAUAACAUUGUUCGUCUCUACGACAUUGUGCAUUCAGACGCGCACAAGCUUUACUUAGUCUUUGAGUUCUUGGAUCUAGACCUAAAGAGAUACAUGGAAUCCAUACCAAAGGAACAACCUUUGGGAGACAACAUCAUCAAAAAAUUUAUGAUGCAAUUGUGCAAAGGUAUUGCUUAUUGCCACUCUCAUCGCAUAUUGCAUCGUGACUUGAAACCACAAAAUUUGUUGAUCAACCGCGAUGGCAAUAUGAAGUUAGCCGAUUUUGGUCUGGCCCGUGCAUUUGGUGUUCCGCUCAGAGCCUAUACCCAUGAGAUUGUCACACUGUGGUAUCGUGCCCCGGAGGUGCUACUAGGAGGGAAGCAAUACUCCACCGGCGUGGAUAUUUGGUCUAUCGGGUGCAUUUUCGCGGAAAUGUGCAAUAGAAGACCAAUAUUUAGUGGUGACAGUGAGAUUGACCAAAUUUUCAAAAUUUUUAGGAUUCUGGGUACACCAAGCGAAACCGUUUGGCCUGAUAUCGUCUAUCUGCCUGACUUCAAGCCCAAGUUUCCUAAAUGGCAUCCAAAAGACCUAGCACAAGUGGUUCCUUCGCUUGAUGACCAUGGAAUUGACCUUCUGCAAAAACUUUUGACAUAUGAUCCUAUCAACCGCUUGAGCGCUAAGAGAGCCGUAUUGCAUCCAUAUUUCCAAGGCCCCUCUGGAGAUUAA
Messenger RNA from Lachancea dasiensis, 897 nucleotides. NCBI's taxonomy places the organism in Eukaryota, Fungi, Ascomycota, Saccharomycetes, Saccharomycetales, Saccharomycetaceae. The record is from the annotation of a GenBank genome assembly.